AGCCUUGGCUCGCACGGUAGCAAGUGAAGAAUAAGGCCGGUUGAGGGAGCGGGAGCGAGCGCGGAGCAUCGAAACGGAUGCAGAGCAGAGCUCCACAAAACCAGCACAAGCAGCUGCAACUCCCCAGAUUCUCAUCAGAGUCUAGAGAGAGAGAGAGAGAGAGAGAUCUAGGGCGGGAUGGGGAACCAGAAGCAAAGGUGGACUUCAGAGGAGGAAGGUGCUCUUCUCGCCGGCGUCACCAAGCACGGCACCGGAAAGUGGAAGAUCAUCCUCAAAGAUCCUGAGUUCGCUCCAGCCCUCACUCACCGUUCCAACAUCGAUCUCAAGGACAAAUGGCGAAAUAUGAAUAUGAGUGUCAAUAAUGCUGCACAAGGCUCUAAAGAAAAAUUUAAAGUGCUUAAUGUAAAACCCAUUACAGCAAUUCCGGUUUCUAGUACUCAAAAUCCUGUGCCUAUCGCUUUACAUGCUCAAGAUGAGUGUUCUGAUGCUAUCAUGGAUGAUUGUACAAAGCUUUCCCAUGAUUGUAAAACUGCUCCACGGUACAAUGUUAUGAUUUUUGAAGCACUUUCAGCAAUGAACGAUAUGAAUGGAUCUGAUAUUGCAGCAAUUGUUAGAUUUAUUGAGCAAAGGCACGAAGUCCCUCAAAAUUUCAGAAGAUUAUUAAGUUCAAAGUUGAGAAGGCUUGUUUCACAGGGCAAACUUGAGAAGGUCCAGAACUGCUUCAAGAUGAAAAGUGAUAUCUUGUCGGGAACAAAAACGCCUACCCCAAAGCAAAAAGAUGCCAGGCCACAACAGUUGCAGAAUACUGGGUUAGUUGUGUCUCGCGAAACACUGGAAGAAGCCGCAAUAACUGCAGCUUACAGAAUUGCUGAUGCAGAAAACAAGUCAUUUGUGGCAGCUGAAGCAGUUAAGGAGGCAGAAAGAGUCUCGAGAUUGGCAGAAGACGCCGAUUCACUGCUCGAGUUGAUGAAAGAUAUUUAUGAACAUUGUAAUACCGACAACUCCCUUUCUUGUAUCAUUAUUGUUCAUAUGACUUUUUUCUUUUCAAUUUGCAAAUAACCAUUUCCUUUCGGUUUACUUCGACAGGUUCUGAAGGUGAAGUAAUUCUCUUGACGUGAAGCGUUAAUAGUAAUUUGAUAGUAAGAUUUGUAAUUUACAAACCUGUAUAUAAAUUCAUUUAACCAAUUUAACCAUUUUUUAAUUUUUCUUGUUGCCAUGCCCCCAUUAUCCUCGACACCUGUUGGAGAUUCACAGCAGCUUUCUUUCAUAACCAUUUUCAUCUAGAAUUAUGAAAGCAUUUUAAAGUUGUGUUUGGCAGCA
Malania oleifera is the source of this 1320-nucleotide messenger RNA. RefSeq names its product telomere repeat-binding factor 4-like. Gene Ontology annotation, molecular function: double-stranded telomeric DNA binding. Gene Ontology annotation, cellular component: nucleosome. Bases 178 to 1059 code for a protein of 293 amino acids. The record is from RefSeq and is a predicted model, not a curated record. The transcript is spliced from 5 exons. NCBI's taxonomy places the organism in Eukaryota, Viridiplantae, Streptophyta, Magnoliopsida, Santalales, Ximeniaceae. Gene Ontology annotation, biological process: nucleosome assembly.